AAGGGAGAACUGCAGGCUGAUCUGGGUGAUUGACUGCGAUCUCAGAGCCCUUCUCAUGCCAGCCACGACUUUUAUAGUAGCCCCAGGACAUGGGUGGAGCCCUCAGGACAUGGGCGGAGCAUAGGGACAUGGGCGGAGCAUAGGGACAUGGGUGGAGCCGAUAACUUGAGUGGGCCCAUCAGGACACAACAGAUGCACUCCAUCUCCAACACCCACAUCACAGUGACCUCAAUCAGCAUGCUAAGCCAAUCAAGCAAAUAUGUGCAAAUUAAAUUGGGAUUAAGAGCAGAGCAGACUGCAGCCUGUUACUAUGGUGAGCCGCGGAAGUUUGACCCAACUUUCCGAGGACCCGUACACAACAGGAGCUGCACCGACGUGCUGUGCUGCGUGAUUUUUGUCAUCGUCAUCCUGGGGUACAUCGCCCUGGGGACCGUUGNCUGGAUCCAUGGGGACCCGAGGAAGGUUGUGUACCCCACGGACAGCUACGGCCAGUUCUGCGGACAGAAGGGCACCAGCAAUGCAAAGAAAGCCAUACUGUUUUAUUUCAACAUCCUCAAAUGCGCCAGUCCGGCCGUCCUGAUGAACCUGCAGUGCCCAACGACUCAGCUCUGCGUGCCCAGAUGCCCAGACAGGUUCGCCACCUACUCGGAGAUGCAGUACCACUACCGGUCUAACAGGAGCCUCUGGGAGUAUUACAGACAGUUCUGCAAGCCUGGCUUUGACAACCCGCACAAGGCAGUCGCUCAGGUCCUGAGAGACGAGGACUGUCCCUCCAUGAUAGUGCCAAGCCGACCCUUCCUCCAGCGCUGUUUCCCCGACUUCAUCACCAAGAACGGCACACUCACCGUCGCCAACCGCACCUCCUUCAGGGAUGUUCUGGGGAAGAAGAGGAACGUUACUGAGCUCAGGGACGCAGCCAAUGGCAUCACUGGCCUCCUGCAUGCCAAGGAAGUCGGCAUGAAGAUCUUUGAGGAUUUCGCCAACUCCUGGUACUGGAUUGUGAUUGGCUUGGUGGUGGCCAUGCUGAUCAGCCUGACCUUCAUCCUUCUCCUGAGGUUCACUGCUGGCUUCCUCUUCUGGUUCACCAUCUUUGGGGUCAUCGCUGUGGUGGGAUAUGGUAUCUGGCACUGUUACUGGGAGUUUGUCACGCUGAGGGUGAAGCCAAACAGUGACGUCACCAUCUCGGACAUCGGCUUCCAGACCGAGCUGCAUAUCUACCUGCAGCUCAGCCAGACCUGGCUGUUCUUCAUGAUCUCACUGUCCGUCAUUGAGGCCGUCAUCAUCCUGAUACUGGUGUUCCUGAGGAACAGGGUGCGAGUCGCAAUCGCACUGCUCAAGGAGGGCAGCAAGGCCAUCGGCUGCAUCAAGUCUAGCAUCUUCUACCCCGUAGUCACCUUCCUGCUCCUGGCCAUCUGCACCUCCUACUGGGCUGUGACGGCGGUCUUCCUGGCCUCCUCGGGAGAUGCCAUCUACAAAGUGAUGCCCUCACAGCCCAACUGCAUGUACGCCAACAUGACCUGUAACCCCGAGACCUUCAACAAGACCAACGUAAGCAGGGUGUGUGCAGGUGCCCAGUGCACCUUCGCCUUCUACGGCGGCGAGGGCCUCUACCAUCGCUACAUCUUCGUGCUGCAGCUCUGCAAUCUGCUCGUCUUCCUGUGGCUGAUCAACUUCAGCAUUGCGCUGGGGCAGUGCACGCUGGCCGGGGCCUUCGCUUCCUACUACUGGGCUCUGAAGAAGCCAGCGGAUAUCCCCCCCUGUCCGCUGUUCACCGCGUUCAGCAGAGCUGUACGGUACCACACAGGAUCCCUGGCCUUCGGCUCACUGAUCCUCGCCGUGGUCCAGCUCAUCCGAAUUGUCCUCGAGUACCUGGACCACAAACUGAAAGGUGCUCAGAACAUGUUCUCCCGCUUCCUGCUCUGCUGCCUCAAGUGCUGCUUCUGGUGCCUGGAGCGCAUCAUCAAGUUCAUGAACCGAAACGCUUACAUCAUGAUUGCUAUAUAUGGGAAGAACUUCUGCACAUCAGCCAGAGAGGCCUUCUUCCUGCUGAUGAGGAACGUGGUGAGGGUGGCCGUGCUGGAUAAGGUGACAGACUUCCUGCUGUUUCUGGGGAAGGUGCUCAUCGCUGGCAGCGUGGGUGUCCUGGCUUUCUUUUUCUUCACGCACAAGAUCCCCAUCAUCCAGGGGGAGGUGCCAUCACUCAAUUACUACUGGGUGCCACUGCUGACUGUGAUCCUGGGCUCAUACCUCAUCGCUCACGGCUUCUUCAGCGUCUAUGGCAUGUGCGUGGACACGCUCUUCCUCUGCUUCUGUGAGGAUCUGGAGAGGAACGACGGGACAGCCACCAAGCCCUUCCUCAUGUCGCCCAGCCUGCACAGGAUUCUGGGAAAAAGCGAGCAGAGUCCCAAGAAGGCACGUGGAUGAGCGCCCCCCAGCAGCAGGGACAGGCUGCUCCCAGGCAUGCUUUAACAGGCCCUGGCUGGGCUCCCUGUGCUCUUCCAGGGACCAGACAGGCAGUGAGCCACGAGCAGGCGAGGCCCAACCAAACAUGAGCCCUCGGGCAGGAAGCAGACUGCUCCUCUCACUCCUUACCAUCUGAGGAACUGACGACUUGGCUUUCCUCCGACACUGCAUCUCCUCCUCCUGCUCACUGCUGCUUCAACUCCCAUUGUCAAAUGGGUUGUCAUUGGUGUGACGGAUGGUCAGUCGUCCGCCUGUCCCUUGGGGCCUGUCCUGCGGAGCCUGACACUAUCAGGACCAAUGUGGAGGCACGAAGCUCAGCCUGUUUGCAUCUGACUGCCAACCCCAGCAAACAUUUUUACUCUACAGGGCACAAAUUGAUGAUUCUUACAGGUUAAAGGAUGAUCAGUUCAGAUGUGACCACAAUGAACCCCCUAGUGGUGGCAGUGUGCAGUCACCAACCCAUGUUUACCAGAAUGUGAUGUCUUCUGGCUGUCAGUAUUGUUUUUAGCAUUUAGUACAAGGGCUGAUUACAGUGAAGAGUGCCCCCUCCCCCCUCACCAAACAGGGUUCGCUCAGACUGACACCAGCUCCAUGUUUCUCCCCCCUGGCUAGUUGGUGUCAUGAGACAGUAUUUUCAUGAGCCACACGCCAAAAAAAAACCUUCGGCCAAUGAGUGCAGCAUGUUACCCCUGCAGCCCCCACUGCACCCCACCCAGCCACUGGCUUCCUACACCAACGCUGCAUAAAACUGCCUGACCUCCCCGGACAGCCACCCAGCCAGGAAACCUGCAUCUUAGUGAACGUGCCUAGCCCAGGAAAUCGUGAUGCACAGAACCUUUUAGAAGUUUGAGGAUGUAAAAGCCAUUUUUUGGUAUUUUGUUUUUAAUUAAAAAAAAACAAAAAAAAAAAAACAGGGCUGUAGUCAAGUGCUACCUUUUUUUACAAUUCUAAUUACUUGUUUUUGUAAUUUGGGGAGGGGUAUUUAAUGUCUUUGUAAUGGACGUUUUUGUAAACCAGUCAAUGAAAGCAUUUUCUAAAUAAACUAUAAUUCAAGUCA
Molecule: messenger RNA, 3520 nt
Organism: Paramormyrops kingsleyae
Lineage: Eukaryota; Metazoa; Chordata; Actinopteri; Osteoglossiformes; Mormyridae
Source: RefSeq, a predicted model, not a curated record